Pleuronectes platessa (European plaice) is the source of this 2479-nucleotide messenger RNA. RefSeq names its product solute carrier family 25 member 40 (gene slc25a40). NCBI's taxonomy places the organism in Eukaryota, Metazoa, Chordata, Actinopteri, Pleuronectiformes, Pleuronectidae. The record is from RefSeq and is a predicted model, not a curated record. Gene Ontology annotation, biological process: mitochondrial transmembrane transport. The transcript is spliced from 11 exons. The coding region runs from base 294 to 1328 and encodes 344 amino acids.
AAGUAAACACCGCCCCUGUGUUUGAAUGGGAUGUUUCCACAUGUUUCUAACAUAAAGGAUACAACUCAAUUUAAGUACGGUAUAAAAUAUAUCGAUGAGUUGUUUCAUUGGCAGAUGUUUUUUGUUUUGAAUGGCUGCGGGGUUAUAACACACGCACACACACACGUGUGUUUGCUCUCAUGGAUCCCGUGGGACAGCACUAACCUCCUCACUGUCAGGAAACGAGAAGACCAAAGAGGAAUGUGCGUGUUCGUGGAAAACUUCGUGGAUGCUUAGAACUUUCAGCAGACAUCAUGAGUGGUCAGAGUCCAUCACCUGCUGGCGUAAAGCACAUUACCCCGGUCCAGCGGAUGGUGGCGUCCUGCUCUGGAGCCAUCCUCACGUCUGUGCUCGUCACACCGUUGGACGUUGUGAAGAUCCGACUUCAAGCACAGAAGAAUCCCUUCCCCAAAGGAAAAUGCUUUGUCUAUUGUAAUGGACUGAUGGACCACAUCUGUGUGUGUGUGAACGGGAACUCCAAGGCCUGGUACAAAGCUCCCGGUCACUUCAGUGGCACACUGGAUGCCUUUGUUAAGAUUGUACGCCAUGAGGGAAUCAAGUCAUUGUGGAGUGGCCUGCCUCCCACCCUUGUGAUGGCCGUCCCAGCCACAGUCAUCUACUUCACAUGUUACGACCAGCUGUUGGCAGCUCUCAGGCUCAGGAUGGGCGGCUACGCUGAGGAGGCUCCUCUCCUGGCAGGAUCCAUCGCAAGAGUGGGUUCAGCGACAGUGAUCAGCCCCCUGGAGCUGAUGCGCACUAAGCUGCAGUCUGAGAAGCAGUCGUACGGGGAGCUGACUCGCUGCAUCCGCUCGGCGGUGGAGACGGAGGGCUGGCUGUCUCUGUGGAGGGGUCUGGGACCCACGCUGCUCCGGGAUGUGCCCUUCUCGGCCAUGUACUGGUACAACUACGAGAAGGGCAAGCGCUUUCUGUGUGAGCGGUACAACUCCAGAGAACCUACAUUCACCAUCACCUUCAUAUCUGGAGCAGUGUCUGGCGCUAUUGCGUCCAUUGUAACGUUACCUUUUGAUGUUGUCAAAACAAGAAGGCAGCUGGAGCUGGGGGAGCUACAAGCAAAGAAUUUGUCCAGUGGGGUCUCAAACUCCACCUUCACUGUGAUGAGCAGAAUCGUGGCACAGCAUGGCUUCAGUGGACUGUUCGCAGGUUUCCUCCCCAGGUUGAUCAAAGUGGCCCCAGCCUGUGCCAUCAUGAUCAGCACCUAUGAGGUGGGAAAAGUAUUUUUCCACAAACGCAACCAGGAGCGGACACUCGGGCUACAGACCAACGCCUGAAACUUCUCCUGGCACAUCCAAUAACUACUGCUCCUCUCUAGCUGGAAGGAGGAUGCUAAUGUUGCCAAAUUUAAAAGAAGCAGACAUUUGAGUUCUGCAUCACAAACCAAAAAUAUUCAAAUAUUUGUAUUAUAGUAUUUAUAAUUUAAUAUUCCAUGAUUUUAUAUGCACUGAUUAAGCUCCUGUGCAUAACUGAAAAUAAAUAUUUUAAAAAUCAGAUGUGGUGAGAUGCUGUGAACAGCCAGCAGAUGGCAGUUUUGUUAAUAUUGUGUAAUUUCCCAGGUUUGACAUCACUGGCUGUGUCACUGGUUUCAUGAGCAUUUGGAAGACCUAACAUUUUAUUCCACUGUGUGUCAGUGUUCCCCAUCACCAAGAGACCAUCUCUGUGGCUUUGCACUUAAACUUCAAACCCUGUGAAUGUGUUUGUAGAGGCCCACACUCUGUCACUUCCAGUAGAAAUAAUAACUUUACUGUUUGAAAGUGUUAUGGUUCAGUCUCUUUAGCACAGUCCCUGUGUAAGUUAGAAACAAGUUUUUUAAUUUAAAGACCCUUUGUCACACAUUGUGAUGAAAAUAGCAUUGUGUCUUUUAAAUUCUUAUGUUGGGGAAAUUAUUGAGGUUGUCUUGCAAUAAAUGCUGCAGAUUGUGUUUUGUUUAAAUCCAAACAAGAGGAAGUUGAAUUAAACCCUUGUUUUUCUUGUACUGCACUGACACACAGGCUUUGUGUUAUAUGUUUUUAAAUCGUGGAUUUAAAUGUUUGUUUUUUUCCAGAUUGUUCCUCUUCGUACACUUUCUCUGAUAUACCUGCAGUUUUUAAAUGGCCAAUAUAUAACACUGGCCGCACACUGUCUCUAUACGGGCUGAUAUCUAAAGUUAAAUUAAUUUCAGCAAAUGCCUUUGAAUUUGAUGAAAUUACCUUUAAAUUAUACAAAAAAAAACUGAUGAAGACAAUAGGCUGAAACAUUUCAGUCUAAGUUGAUAUCCUGUAAUAUCCAAUAUCCUGCGAGUGUUGCUGGAGCUUUGAUCGCUUCACACUUUUCUUUCCUGGUCCAUGCAUCAGGAAGUGGGCGACUUUGUUCCAGAAACCUCAACUCUGCUUCCAAAAUAUGUCUUUGUGUCAGAGAGUAAAGAAAGUCUCAAAUGUUCAAACUA